UGUGCAUUAUAUCACAGUUCUUCAAAUGCGCAAAGCUCAGCCGAAUUAAAAAGCAUGUCAGUCAUUUGAACAUGAAACAAUGCAUAUGUUAAUCAGGAGAAUAAUGAAUGAUUGAAUGAAAGUGUAGACUGUGAGAUUUCAGGCUCCACUGUGUGAGUAACCAUCCACACAGCGCCCGUCUGUGCCCAGGCUGCACACCACAUCCCUCUGAGCGCCGAGGAGGAACGGAGAGGCAGAGCAGCAGGUCUCCGACAUGGCUAAGGAAGGAGCAGAUAUGACCGAGGAAACCGAGUACAUGAUAAACAAAAAUGUGGGGAAAGAGCCGGAAAACGUGGAAACGACCGGCGAUGCCAAAGAAAUGCGAGCGGUGAUACUGGCAGGUUUUGGAGGUCUAAACAAACUCAGGGUAACCAAGAAGGCAAUGCCCGAGCUUCAGGAUGGUGAAGUGAAGAUCCGCGUCAAAGCAUGUGGCUUGAAUUUCCUGGAUCUAAUGGUACGUCAGGGGACUAUUGAUAAUCCUCCCAAACCUCCAGUUGUCCCCGGGUUUGAAUGCUCUGGAAUAAUAGAGUCAGUGGCUGAAAACACAGCAGGAUUUGAGAUAGGCGACAGAGUUAUGGCUUUUGUGAAUUACAAUGCCUGGGCAGAAGUGGUUUGCACACCAGUGGAUUUUGUCUACAAGAUGCCAGAUGAAAUGACUUUUGCUGAGGCUGCCGCAUUCUCCCUGAACUUUGUGGCUGCCUAUAUGAUGCUCUUUGAGGUUGCCAAUCUACGAGAAGGGAUGUCAGUGUUGGUUCACUCAGCAGGAGGUGGUGUAGGUCAAGCUGUGGCUCAGCUGUGCUCUACUGUACCUAAUGUCACAGUCUUUGGGAUCGCCUCAUGUUUCAAACACACGGCCAUCAGAGACUCGGUGACUCACCUUUUUGACAGAAACAUCGAUUAUAUGCAAGAAGUCAAAAAGAUUUCUCCAGAGGGCGUAGACAUCGUGUUGGACUGUCUGUGUGGGGAAAACACAGGGAAAGGCCUCACUCUGCUGAAGCCUUUGGGAACUUACAUCCUCUAUGGCGCAUCAAACAUGGUAACUGGGGAAACAAAGAGUUUCUUCAGCUUUGCAAAAUCCUGGUGGCAGGUGGAGAAGGUGAACCCAAUUAAACUAUACGAGGAGAACAAAGUUAUAGCAGGAUUCUCACUCCUCAACCUCCUCUUCAAGCACGGGAAAAGUAGUCUUGUGAAAUCAGUGAUGGACAAACUGUUGUGUCUCUAUGACCAAAAGAAAAUCAAGCCGGUAGUGGACUCCUUAUGGGCGCUGGAGGAGGUAAAAGAGGCCAUGCAGAGGAUUCAUGACAGAGGCAAUAUAGGAAAACUCAUUCUUGAUGUCGAGAAAGCUCCCACCCCUCUGAUGGCCAGCGACAGCACAGAAACCAGUGAAGCAGGAGAGGAAGAAGAGGAGCCAGAGGGAGACAACGACAGCAAGGAGCGAAUGCCUUUCAUCCAUUAAACCAGGCAGUGCAACACCGAGAGAGACUGGAGAGGCUGCACGCUUUUCCCACAGACAGACACAGUGUUGUGCAGUGUACGUGUGUGCAUAUGUAUGUAUGUAUGUAUGCAUGUGCUUUAUGCAUGUAUGCACGAAUGUAUGUAUGUGCAGAAUAUGUUUGUGCUGCUUGUCUGUAGCCUUAUGUUUGUCAGUUGAUUGGUCAAACUAAAGUUUUGGGUAAACGAAGACUAACAACAUGUUUGAGUUAACACGUGCAAGUGGCAUUCUCAAAAUAGUUAUUAUUAUAUUCUUUACCAUAUUAAGUGAUAUUAUGCUAGUCAGUGAUGUGAAUAGGAUUGCCUAUCUGCCAUCUGUUGCAUCUGCCAACAGCCUGUUAAAUGAAUAAGCAUUUUAAACCUGCUGACUCACUGCUAUCACUUUAAGAUUAGCACCCUUAAAAACAGAUUCAGUAAAUGUCUGUCACGCAUGUCUGUCCUCAGAGAUGACAGUCGUAAAACGAGAGCAAACUAUUGACGUACGUUUGAGAAAAUGCAUUGACGCUUCUGACCAAGGGAGUGAAUCAUUUUCUCAUGUUACAAUAGUGUUGAAGUCAGUACAGGUAGACAUGUGUACAUAUGUCUAUGAUAUUUUAUUCUUCUGCCAAACAGUGUAAUAUUAUGGGAUCACUCGUGCCUUUGAGCUACAAGUGUUUGAUACUUGAACUGCUUUCCUCGUGUGGAGCAUGCAUUGAAAAAGGUAUUUUGAACUGAAAUAUAUAUAAAAAAAAAUACAUUUAAAGAUUCUUCCUCGCCUGAUCAUAUAAUUUGUCGGAAGGUGAAUCUAUGCUGCCACCAGAGCUCUGAUAUAUUUUCCCACUAAACUACACGUAAAAACAGAAGAACAUGAGAUAAAUCAGUGAUUUCCUUAGCGGAGGAUGAUGACGUGGCCAGUCAGACUGCAGUCUCUGCUUCGCUUAUCUGAUCAAAGUUGUAUACUUGCUGGUGCCUCACAACGAAAGUGCCAUAAGACUCCAACAUGAAUUAUUUUGAUGUAUAAAAACAUUUAGGUUUUGAGCAACACUGUGUAUUACUUUAUUUAAGCGUGAUGCCAUCUGCUUUACUCCACGUUAGUUGGUAGUGAAAUGCAGGAGAACGGCUGGCAGGGAGCAAAUGUUCGCCACUCACACUCACCUACUACAGAUUCCUGCUGUAUUUUUUAUUUUCCAUCUAUCAAAGUAAAAACAAACUGCACUGUAUCUCAUUUUCACUAUUUCUUCAGCCAUGCUUAUUCAGUGUGUUUUAUAGCAAUCAGCCAUUUGAAUUAUUUAUUACUUUAUUUGAGUACACAUUAAAAAAAUAUUUUCUCAACUGUUAAAACAAUAAAACAAGUCAGUGUUUUCAUAAUCAUGCCAUUUUAAGAAAUGAAAAAUGUAUCACCUUAGUAACAGCAACACUAACUGGAGUAAACGCUGCAUGCUUUGAAGUUGAAUGAUGAACAGUGGCGACAGUUAUUAGAUUUAGAAAUUGAUUUCUGGAUGUAGAAAUGAGGAUAAUGCUGUGUAGACAUAAUGCUGUGUAGACACUUUGUCUCAGUUUUGAUGCCUUUAAUGUCAGGUCUGUUUGUGUGUGUGUGUGUGUGUGUGUGUGUGUGUGUGUGUGUGUGUGUGUGUGUG
Larimichthys crocea (large yellow croaker) is the source of this 3146-nucleotide messenger RNA. RefSeq names its product vesicle amine transport 1-like (gene vat1l). The transcript is spliced from 9 exons. Bases 254 to 1495 code for a protein of 413 amino acids. Gene Ontology annotation, molecular function: oxidoreductase activity; zinc ion binding. The record is from RefSeq and is a predicted model, not a curated record. NCBI's taxonomy places the organism in Eukaryota, Metazoa, Chordata, Actinopteri, Sciaenidae.